Messenger RNA from Haliotis rubra (blacklip abalone), 4783 nucleotides. RefSeq names its product Bloom syndrome protein homolog. The record is from RefSeq and is a predicted model, not a curated record. The transcript has 29 exons. Gene Ontology annotation, molecular function: 3'-5' DNA helicase activity; ATP binding; nucleic acid binding. Gene Ontology annotation, cellular component: cytoplasm; nucleus; chromosome. Gene Ontology annotation, biological process: double-strand break repair via homologous recombination; DNA replication. Bases 132 to 4394 code for a protein of 1420 amino acids. Lineage: Eukaryota; Metazoa; Mollusca; Gastropoda; Lepetellida; Haliotidae.
GUGUUCACUCCGAAGAGCGAUGUUAAUUGAAUUUAUAAACAAGUAUAUCUGAUUUCCUUCGGAGCGAAUAUUUGGCUGAAGAAAAUUCGUUGUAUUGACAGGUUUACAGCACAUACAACAGUAAAGUCAGCAUGGAGAUAGGAAAUGGAAAUGUAAAGAAACGUGCUUUCAAGUUCAAACGUUCAACAGGCCUGUCGCUUAACAAACCACCAGCAGCCGUGCUCCCAUCAGAUGACGGAAUACAAAUUACUGGGGAGACAAAACCACCCACUAAACUGUAUAAGAAUGGAGGGAGCACUCAGAUGUCCAUCAUGUCCUUUGCUAACAAGCCCAAGCCUGUGGCAACAGUUAAUCCACACAGUGUCCCUUGCUCUAACUUGUCUUCUAAGUCCCCUCCACGAACCAAGAGGAAGAGAGAGGUGCAAGCUCAACCUUCACUGGGGAUGUUUGUGCCUAGUGUUAAUAUGGAAGAUGAUUUGGAUGACUUCUCUAUGCCAUCUAUAAGUUAUGUUUCCCCCCGUGCCACCAAAACAGUACUCCAAGACAACAGGCCUAAGCCUGGCACCCCCACCUCCAGGGCUUCUACAGCUGGGAGCAAGCUACCCCUACCAAGCAACGGCAGCCCCAACCUGGAUGAAUCCUCCUUCUCAAACUCUCUCAUGGAAGACAUGUUUAAGGACUCUGAAGAUGACGAUGAGCCGAUCAGUAAGCGUGCCCGCCACACCCCCAUUAUCAUGAGUGAUAGUGGAGAUGAGGAACAGGAAGUGGUGCAGCCUGUGCCAAAGAGGAAAGGAGCUGCAGACAGGAAAUUCAGUUUUCAUGCUGCUCAAGGUCCUAUGAAGAGUUCUAACCAAGCUCCUUGCACAGAUCAAAGAGCAGCCACUUUGAAGACAAAUUUCAACAUCACACCUAUUAAAACAGAAUCUCAAAGUGUUACAAACAGUAUGGAGCAGAAAAUCACACCGGACAACCUGGACUACAAGCAGUUGGUUAAUGUCAUGGAUGAGGUCUGCGACAUCAUCAGCAAAGUCAGCUCAGCUGACCUCAUGGACAUUGUAUCUCGUGACUACGACAGACUACAGAAGCUUCUGUAUCUCAGGAAACAACUCAAAGAACGCCUUGGCCCACAGUCUGCAUCAGGUGUAGGACGACGUGAUAGUGACUGCAUUGCUGGUAGAUCUUUGAAAAAUGAGACCUUUAAUUCAGAAAGCAGGACAUUGUUCUCACCUCAACCAUCUUCCUCUCUAUUUUGUACUACAUUCAAGACACCGGAUAUAAAUCACAGCAUGAUGAAGACACCGCUGCCUGUGACAAGUACAGCCAUCAAGAAGACGAGUGCCACAAAAAUGCAACUAGGAUCUGACUCGCCAAUCCCUUGUGGGGAUAGCUUCUUUGAGGAUGAUGUCGAACUUACACAGUCAAAAAUGAACUAUAUGAAAGGGUUCAGGAAAUCUUUAACAAGUCCAAAGAGUUCCUCAACCCUGAACACUGUUGACAAAAAUAAUUCAAAUAGCCAGAACAAUUCUGUGUCCUGUGGUGCAUACUCAGAGUCAUUUCAAAGACAAGAACCUCGAGAUACCUUCUCUGUGAACAGUAGUGUGAACAUGUCUUCCUUCCAAGGUGAACACACUUCAGUGAUGGAGGACAGUGCUGACUUCUUCAAUGAUACAUCUAAACAUGGAGGCAACUACACAUUUGAGUACAGCCUACAAGAAGGGCCUGCUGUCAACAAGGAGAAGCAGGUGAAGCAGAAUAAAGAGCUGACAGGGCCAUCUCCUACCAGCAAUGGUGCCUUCUUUGAUGAUGACUUUCCUGAUGAUCUCUAUAACAUUGAAGAUUUCCAGGCUAUGGAGGCAUCUCAGGAUAAUUACAAUCACAACAGUCAAGCACCUCAAUUUUCAGCAUCAGCAUCAAAACACACACCCCAGUCCAGGCCAACAUCUUCAUUUACAUCAUCACAUCAGGAACAUUCUCAGCAUCAGGAUUUGUCAUCAGCUGAGGAUGUCUACCAGCCCAUGUUUGCUGGCACAGACAAGGAUGAUGGAGCUAGUGGGAAGUUUGACGGCCAUGUGUUCCCUCACAGCAAGGAGCUGCUCAAGGUGUUCAAGCAGGUGUUUGGUCUGCGGGAGUUCCGACACAACCAGCUCCAGGCCAUCAAUGCCUCACUGCUGGGACUGGAUACAUUCAUUCUGAUGCCAACAGGUGGUGGAAAGAGUUUGUGUUACCAGCUUCCAGCUCUAGUCACAAACGGGGUGUGUAUAGUUAUCUCCCCUUUGAGAGCUCUCAUCCAGGAUCAGGUUCAGAGACUCAUUUCUCUAGAUAUCCCAGCUGCCCACUUGUCCAGUGACAUCGACCAGGCUCAAGCCCAGCAUGUCUACCACCAGCUGUCUAAGAGAGAUCCAGGCAUCAAACUGCUGUAUGUCACACCAGAGAAGCUGUCUGCCAGCGCCAAGCUCCUGGAAUCUCUGCCAUCUAAGGGAUACUUCGAGAGCUUCGCUAAGUCUCCAGAGUUCACCGAGGAAGUCUCCUCCAAGUGGGGCCAUGACUUCCGUCCUGACUACAAGAAGUUGAACAUUUUGAGGGAGAAGUAUUCAGGUGUUCCCAUGAUGGCUUUGACAGCCACUGCAACACCGCGGGUGAGGAAGGACAUUUUACACCAGUUGGGCAUGAAAGAUCCAAAAUGGUUCAUGCAGAGUUUCAACAGACCCAACUUGAAGUACCUUGUGCUGAACAAACGGCCCAAGUCUACCACACCUGAUGUGAUCAAGUUCAUCAAAGACAAGUAUCCAAGAGAAUAUGGCAUUGUCUACUGCCUCUCUCGGAACGAGUGUGACACUGUAUCCAAGGACCUACAGAAGGCUGGGGUAGAUGCUGUGUCCUACCACGCGGGACUCCAGGAUACACAGAGGGUCGCAAUACAGGAGAAAUGGCUGUACGGGGAAAGGUGUAAGGUUAUUUGUGCCACCAUAGCAUUUGGUAUGGGAAUUGACAAGCCUGACGUUCGGUUUGUGAUCCACUACUCCCUGCCCAAGUCUAUAGAGGGCUACUACCAGGAGGCGGGCCGUGCCGGCCGAGAUGGGCUGCUGUCAGAGUGUGUCCUCUUCUACUCCUACCAAGAUGUCAAGAGGCUCAGGCGUAUGGUGGAAAUGGACCAGAAUGCCACGUAUGCAUCAAAGCGAGUCCACAUUGACAACCUGUAUCGCAUGGUCCAGUAUGCAGAGAACGUGGCUGACUGCCGCCGGGCACAAGUUCUACAAUACUUUGGCGAGCAUCACUUUGACCGAGAACGGUGUAACGACUUCCGCGGUUCUGUCUGUGACAACUGUGAUUCAAAGGAUAAGUUCCAGCUCCGGGACGUGACAGAGGAUGCCAAGGCUGUUGUCAAGUGUGUCGGGGAACUCACAUCCGGCAGGAGAAACUUCACAAUGCUGCACUUUGUGGAAGUUUUCAAAGGAUCAAAGAACACAAAGAUCCAGGAAACUGGCCAUGACAGACAUCCCCUUCAUGGGAGAGGCAGCGCAUACUCCCGCCAGGAUGCAGAGCGGCUGUUCCGGAAGCUGGUGAUUGACUGCAUCCUGAUGGAGGAUCUCCAGAUCACGGCCAUGGAGCAUGCCGUCUGCUACAUCAAGCAGGGCAAGAGGAGUGCCGACCUCAUGCAGGGCAAGAUCAAGGUGGAACUUGCAGUUCAUGGCAACAGCAGGAGCAGGACGGAGGUGGCGAAGAUUGGCCAGGAGGCACAGAGUGACUACGACAAGUUGCUGGAUGAAUGCUACAAGGAACUGCUAGCCAUGGCCAAGACUAUAGCGAGGGAGCACAACAUCAAGAAUUACACUUCUGUGUUCACAAACCAAAUCCUGUGGCAGUUGGCAGACAAGCGACCUUUAACCCUGGAGGAGAUGAGGAAUAGUGAGAUUGAUGGCCUCACAAACUACAGGAUCACAGCCUACGGUGCCGAGAGAUUCCUCGACAUUACCACCAAAUACUGCUGUAUGUUUUCCACCCUUGAGGAUGACCGGCGAUGUAGCAGUCAGAAGGAUCAAGGCAGUGAAGAGGCAACAGAUGAAUGGACAUCACAUUACUUUGAAGAGUCCCACAGUAAUGGUAGUCGUGGAGGAGGCCGCGGGAGACGAGGUGGAUCAGGAUGGAGGGGCAAGAAAAGUUUUCGAGGUAAAAAGGCCAAAAAAGGUUCAACACGGGGCAAGAGUUCUGGAAAGAAGUUCAACAGCAACAGUUCCUUCAAUCAGUUCAGCUACAACAAAGGAAAAAAGGCUGCUGCAUCCUCUGGUGUCAAACCGAUGGCCCAACCUUCCAGCUCUGGCAGCCUUGGGAUGAUGCCUGCCCCACAGCCCCGCACAUUCCUCUCAUCCAACAUGUUCCUUGUCAAGAAACACUGACACCUAUCACACACUGACACCCUCGAGAUGAUGCCUGCCCCACAACCCCAGACAUUCCUCUCAUCCAACAUGUUCCUGGUCAAGAAACACUGACACCUAUCACACACUGGCAGCCUUGGGAUGAUGCCUGCCCCACAACCCCGGACAUUCCUCUCAUCCAACAUGUUCCUUGUCAAGAAACACUGAUACCUAUCACACACUGGCAGCCUCGGGAUGAUGCCUGCCCCACAACCCCAGACAUUCCUCUCAUCCAACAUGUUCCUUGUCAAGAAACACUGACACCUAUCACACACUGACACCCUCGAGAUGAUGCCUGCCACACAACCCCAGACAUUCCUCUCAUCCAACACGUUCCUUGUCAAGAAACACUGACACCUAUCACACACUGA